Molecule: messenger RNA, 1382 nt
Organism: Brassica oleracea var. oleracea
Lineage: Eukaryota; Viridiplantae; Streptophyta; Magnoliopsida; Brassicales; Brassicaceae
Product: triosephosphate isomerase, chloroplastic
Exons: 9
Coding region: 146-1075 (309 amino acids)
Biological process (GO): gluconeogenesis; glyceraldehyde-3-phosphate biosynthetic process; glycerol catabolic process
Cellular component (GO): cytosol
Molecular function (GO): triose-phosphate isomerase activity
Source: RefSeq, a predicted model, not a curated record
CGCCUUCUAUCUCUGCACUUAUUCCUUCACCUUUUAGUUUGGGAGACUUCAAGAGAGAGUCGCACAGUCUCUUUCGCCUUUUUUAUCCACUCUCUCUCACUACACGCCAAGUCUAAGACCACCUUCUCUUUCUCUCUCUGUCUCUAUGGCUUCCUCUCUCACUGCCCAAAUAUCAUGUGGCACUCAGCCCUCUGCCCCUUCUUUCUCCGGCCUCCGCCGCACUUGUCCCAAGCUCGACGCCGCCAUCUCCUUCUCCCACCAGUCGUUCUGCAACCGCGUUAACUCCUCAAUCCGUCUCGUUUCCUCCUCGAACCGGUCGCCAAGAGGCGUCGUCGCCAUGGCCGGAUCCGGCAAGUUUUUCGUUGGAGGAAACUGGAAGUGUAACGGGACUAAAGACUCCAUCGCCAAGCUUGUCUCCGACCUCAACAGUGCAUCCUUGGAAGCUGAUGUAGAUGUUGUUGUGUCGCCUCCCUUUGUGUACAUCGACCAAGUCAAAUCCUCCUUGACAGACCUUAUUGAGAUAUCCGGUCAGAACUCUUGGGUUGGGAAAGGUGGUGCCUUCACCGGUGAAAUCAGCGUGGAACAGCUCAAAGACAUUGGAUGCAAGUGGGUCAUUCUUGGGCAUUCCGAAAGGAGACAUGUCAUCGGUGAAAAAGAUGAGUUUAUUGGGAAGAAAGCUGCGUAUGCGUUGAGUGAGGGUCUGGGAGUAAUAGCUUGUAUCGGGGAGAAGCUAGAAGAGAGGGAAGCAGGCAAGACUUUUGAUGUCUGCUUCGAGCAAUUGAAGGCCUUUGCUGAUGCUGUGCCUAGCUGGGAGAAGGUAGUGGUUGCAUACGAGCCAGUAUGGGCAAUUGGAACUGGUAAAGUUGCGUCUCCUCAGCAAGCACAGGAAGUCCAUGUAGCUGUCCGCGAUUGGCUCAAGAAGAAUGUCUCUGAGGAAGUUGCUUCCAAAACGAGAAUCAUAUACGGAGGUUCUGUCAAUGGAGGCAACUGUGCAGAGCUUGCUAAAGAAGAAGACAUUGAUGGAUUUCUCGUCGGUGGUGCCUCCUUGAAGGGCCUGAGUUUGCGACCAUUGUGAACUCUGUCACGUCCAAGAAAGUUACCGCUUGAUUUGGGAACUAUCAGUCACGGAUUUGAACAAGAUGAGAUGAGAAAUAAAAGGGAGGUUUGGCGAGCUUCUUGUUGUUUUGGUUGUCUUCUUCUUUGUUCUUGAACUCUAAUAAAUCGAAAACAAAAGUUGUUUCAUGAGGUAUGGUUUUUGAAGAGAGUUUGUCUCUGCAGCAGUGAGAAAAAGGGUCUUUGAUUAAAGAUCUUUCUCUUGUAACUUCAUAUUAAAGUUAUCACACUGUUUACUUGCAGUAAAGCUUAAUUAUCGAGUCUCUCUA